AUGGCGGGCAUAGCAAUAUUGGAUCUACUGAGAAGAAACCCGAAUUUUGGUAGCCAACCGUUCAGUUCGAGUGGUCUGUUACCCGUGAAGCUGGCCGGAGCCACCUCUGCUGCCGCUGCUUCUUUUGCCGUUACAACCCCUUUUGCUUUCGGGGGUUUGUUCGGAAAUGGUGUCCCACGGGUCGCGUACUGUGAUGCUGGCACAGAAGCUUUAGGCGAAGAUUACAUUUCCCACAUACGGACUGCAUCUGGGAACAUAUUUCAGAGUGAUGCUUUGAUAUACAGCACCAAGCAAUACGAUAUUCAGUUGAAACCUCUUUUGUCUGCCUUCCACUGGAAAACUUUUGCGCUGACAUCACUGAGGUCCUUUCUAUUGUUUUAUUUGCCACUUGUGGAGCCCCAUGGACUCAAGGAAGAGGACGAUGAUGAUGAUGACGAUUUUCUUAAGCCCGAGGGGAAGCCAGUGGAUUUGGUUGUUCCGUUUAAGAAAUCAGUGAAACAAAUACUUCGUGAGACAAGUGUAGUUACUACGAGACGUGUUCUGGAAAGGCUUGCGGUUCAUUAUGUUUCACAGCGUAUGGCCUGGAAGCUUCUCAAAGAUGUUCCCCAGUCGGCCACUCGCAAGGCUUCAAGAGGACUCCCAACCACGACUUACUUUUUCCGCGUCAGCAGAACCACUCUAAGAGGUCACUGUCUUGGUGUUUUGGCAUCUUGGAUUGUUCAAGUCAGCAUUGAUGUCUAUCGUUUUUUCUCUUCUCUAACUAAAGCUCCACAAGAAGACGAGAUAAUUGAUACAGCAGAUCAGCUUGAGAUUCUAGGGAAGAAGGUUUACGGUGCCACCAUUAGGUGCGGAAGCUCUCUCAUCUUUGCAUCUAUUGGUGCUGGGAUUGGGGCACUGUUGAUUCGCCCUUCAACUGGACAGUGGAUAGGAUGUGCGGUUGGGGAUUUAUUGGGACCCAUUGUCGUUGCAUUCUGUUUCGAGAAGUUUCAUUUGGACCUCUGA
Molecule: messenger RNA, 1002 nt
Organism: Striga hermonthica
Lineage: Eukaryota; Viridiplantae; Streptophyta; Magnoliopsida; Lamiales; Orobanchaceae
Source: the annotation of a GenBank genome assembly